Molecule: messenger RNA, 1943 nt
Organism: Myotis davidii
Lineage: Eukaryota; Metazoa; Chordata; Mammalia; Chiroptera; Vespertilionidae
Gene: CD99L2
Product: CD99 molecule like 2
Exons: 13
Coding region: 1-756 (251 amino acids)
Source: RefSeq, a predicted model, not a curated record
AUGCAUGCCAGAUCUGCGGACUUUGAUUUUGAUCUGAGUGAUGCAUUGAAAGAAACUUCCUCAGUAAAGCAGAGAUGGGACCAUGUCACUACCACAACCAAGAGGCCUGGAACGACCAGAGCUCCGGCAAAGCCUGCAGGUGAUGAUUUUGACUUGGCUGAUGCUUUGGGUGAUCGAGAUGAUGGCCGCAGAAAGCAAAGUGCAGGAGGAGGAGAAUCUAUUGACCAUAUAACAUCCACCUCACCAUCCAUCUCAACCAAGAGGCCUGGAACGACCAGAGCUCCGGCAAAGCCUGCAGUUGAUGAUUUUGACUUGGCUGAUGCCUUGGAUGAUCGAAAUGAUCGAGAUGAUGGCCGCAGGAAGCCAAGUGCAGGAGGAGGAGGUUUUUCGGACAAGGAUCUUGAAGACGUAUUAGGGGGUGGUGACUACAAACCAGACAAGGGUAGAGGUGAUGGCGGGUAUGGCAACAAUGAUGACUCUGAAGCUGGAAUGUCACCAGAGACUGGCACCAUUGCCGGUGUGGCCAGUGCCCUGGCCAUGGCCCUGAUUGGCGCCGUCACCAGCUACAUCUCCUACCAGCAGAAGAAGUUCUGCUUCCGCAUCCAGCAUGCAGCAGAAGGUCAAGAGGGUCUCAAUGCAGACUACGUGAAGGGAGAGAACCUGGAAGCUGUUGUGUGUGAAGAACCUCAAGUGAAAUGCUUAGAACUGCCACCACAGUCUGCGGAGCCACCGCAGCCCCAGCCGCCUCGGAUCUGAGGGUCACUUGCAGCAGCCGCUCACAGUGGUCUUGCCACUGAGGACCAAGAUCCUUAUUUCAUUUGGACCCGCAGCUGCUGUACUGUUCCUUUGAUAUCAUUGGCUUCUCGUUGUUCUUAAGUUUUCUGGAUGAGCUCUUGGUGUUUGUGAGUUUGGUUUCUGUGCCCUGCAGACAGGAUGGUGGUGCCCUCCCUGCCACAGAUACCCUGAAAUCCAGCCGUGGGAGCUGCUGGGUCACCCACUCCCCAAAACUAGACAAUCCCAGGCCUUAGUGAGCUGGGGAGGGGGACCAAGCUGAGGGAAGCCAAGAGGACACUUGUGCUUAGGGGACAAGAUAUUGACCACAGGGUAGUGUGGUUCCUGACUCAUUGGCAGGUUUUUGCCAAAAGGCAGCCCUAGUGUGACCUCAGAGAACAAUCAGGGGGCCCAGCUAACAUACAGUGCUUAGAGCCCCUGCAAGGAACGAACCAGUGAACACCAGGUAACACUGGGCACACACGACACCCAGGGUGGAGGUGGGGGGUCAUUUCUGUCCUUUCCAAUUCCAGCUUUGACACUCACUGCUGGGCUUCCAGAGAGCUGGUCCAUGUGGAGACUUUACAUUUUACAUUUAUUUAAUUGCAAAAAUGCAUGCCAUGCUAGUCCUGCCCUCAGAGUUUAGGAAUUUUCUAGACAAGUACAAGCUGUGACUCUCAAAUCUAAUUCCCAUCUGAUUCCAUAGGGGACUGGAUGUGGUCUUCAGGCUGACAUGAUUAGUUUUUAGGAAUCAUUUAUGUACUAGAAAUGAAUUUAUCCCCCUUCCUUUUGUGUUCUUAUUUGGUAGCAAAAGAUACAGACAUCAAGAAUGAGUAUCAAAGCCAGAAGCAUGCUUGUUGUUUGCUUAGAAAUAUAUUUGAGGGAAAGGGGAGGGGAGAAGAGGGGAGGGAUGUUUGCUUGGUUUAGUGACAUAUGCCUGCCUUGGCAAGUUUAUAGAUAUACUGUCUGGCCUGUUGAUGAUGAGCACUGGGGGCCUGCUCACUGUGGGAAACACCAGAACCCAGGGACUGGCUCCUCACUUGACCUGGCACUAUCUUAUUUGGGCUGGAGCAGAGCUGACUUCCUGGAAUGUUCUCUUUGGCCCACAUGUGGUCCUGUUUCUGGGAGCUCUGCUGUCAGAGGCUGAGCUAGAGUAUAGAGUCACUGUCUAC